Molecule: messenger RNA, 1743 nt
Organism: Cucumis sativus (cucumber)
Lineage: Eukaryota; Viridiplantae; Streptophyta; Magnoliopsida; Cucurbitales; Cucurbitaceae
Exons: 1
Coding region: 751-1443 (230 amino acids)
Source: RefSeq, a predicted model, not a curated record
AUCUCUGUUUGUUCGAGUGUUCUCCAUCCAGUCGAAAGAAAACGUCUCCUCCACUGCACGUCACUAGUCGCAUUUUUACUUCAUCCAAAGUUGAGUGCCUUUGCGCCGCUUGUUCCUUCAUGCAUUGCACGUCCAACCACGUCGGUCUCCUUCAUCAUCAUUUGUUCACCGAUUCUGUCAAAACUUCCAGCUACCGUCAGUCGUCGAAUUUUAGUGACUUUGUGAUUGUUGGGGUUUUGUUGAACUUUUUCUAAAUUAUACGAUGAAGUUAAGAAAAUGUUUUGAUUUGCAUUUGUGUUGGAUGUGAGUAAGAAAAAAAAAUGUUAAAGAUUUUGAGGGGAAAAUACACCAAAAGAAAAAAAGAAUGUUUAAAUUUGAUAGAAUAACCUAUAUUUAAUAAACGUGUUUAGUAAGGUUUAAGUAAAGGGUGAAUUUUGUUAUAAAUGCAAAAACAUUUAAGUAAAGGGAAAAGAAAGCAUUGGAGAGUUGAAUAUGAGUAAGAAAAUAAAAAAAAAGGAAAAAAAGAGAGAGUGUGGUUAUUAGUUUAAAAAGUUUUCCAUAAAUAUAAGUGAUUAGAAGUGGAGUUGUAAGGUAAUGGGAUUUAAGUGAACCAAAUAAUUUCCAUAUCUGAAAUUACCCAACGGUCUCAUUCUCAAGAUUUAUUUUCCAUAAAUUGAACUCUCUUCUUACCUAUAAAUCAAACUUUCUACUUCACCUCCACACAAUCAAAAACCAAUUCUUCAAUUAACAAUGUCUUUUGCUAUUUCUAAUCCCAUUCAGUACCGUCUCUACGCCUCCGGCACCGGAGGCAAUGGAGUAUUACAAGUUAAUAUAAGCUUUAUCCAACAAAUCAUCUCUGUUUCUCCCCUCACCGGACGUCCCCAUGAAGUCCUCCAUCAAACUCCAAGGAUUCCGUACCACAAUGCUCUCUUUUAUCUCUCCUUACGCCAACUCCAAAGUCCGUUGUUCUACAUCACUCAAAUUCUCUCCUCACUCAACAUCCGCCCUGCCGCUUCCCAAAACAUGGCUCGUCGUAUCGCUUCCCACAUCCUACAAAUGCCUGACAGAAACAGCGAGACGAAUUUCCAUAUCCUCGCUGAAGUGGAUUUCAUUCGACUGAUUUGGCUGCCAUCAAUGGGUGGAGGCGGUGCAGGGGCGGAGGAAACAGUUGUGUUGGAUGAAGCUCCGCCGGCAGUGAAGAGGGGAGUGGGGGUGGCGAGGGGAGAGAGGUUGAGAUCGGAAGAAAAGAUGGAGGAAUUGGGAGAUUGCAGCAUCUGUUUGGAUGAAUUGAGUUGUGAAAAGAGGGAGGUGAUGAGGAUUCCUUGUGGCCAUGUUUACCAUGAAUCGUGCAUCUUCAAGUGGCUUGAGAAUCACAAUUCUUGUCCUUUGUGUAGAAAGCCAUUGCACCACGACGACGAGGACGACGAGGAGUACUCAUGGUGAUAAUUCAUCCAUUCUUUUUUGUGAAGUUUUUCGUAAUUGGGAUUCUAAUUCUAUCAACUACUCUUUCUUCCCAAAGGGAAGAAAAGAAAAUUCUUCAAUCCUCUGUAUUUUUUUACUACAUCUGGUAGUAAUGAUCACAACUUUAGCAAUGUUAAUAGUAAUACUAUGCACAGAUUCAAAUCUUGUUAUAUUCUCAUCACUACUUUUUUUUUUCUUCUAAUCCUAAUAUCUGUUUUUUAGUUUAUAACAUUUGAUCUGUUGCUCCCUACUUAACAGUCUAACCAAAUAUAAAAUUCAACA